ACGAGCGCCCGUCCUCCCCUCACUAAGCCUUGCGAUCAUUUCGUCCUGAGCCCCUUCUAUUUCAAUCUCGUAUCAAACCACCCUCGAUACAAAGAACCGGGAAACCCUACGAGAAGCUCGAUCGGAGGCCCCCCCUCUCUGCAGCGUGAUCUCUUGCUUCGUCGCGGAGCAGUUUUGGAAACGACAGGUUGGGAGUAGGUUAUCCUCUGCGAUGGGUUUUCUUAGAUCAGCUCCUCCCCCUGUUUGUUUGUCAAGCCAACAUUGCUCGCACUGGGCUCGUAUCUACUUGAAGUACUGCCUUUGUAGUGUAAAGGAUGGAAUGGCUUUAUUUCUUGGAACUAUCAGUAUCAUCAGCUGGGGAAUUGCAGAGGUUCCUCAAAUCAUCACAAAUUACCGGCAGAAAUCUACUGAAGGCCUCUCGAUUGCUUUUCUAUUGACAUGGGUUGUGGGAGACUUAUUUAACCUCAUUGGCUGUCUACUGGAGCCUGCUACUUUGCCAACGCAGUAUUAUGUGGCACUGUUAUACACAGCAACAACAUUGAUUCUGACAGGACAAACUAUAUAUUAUGGUCACAUUUAUCACAGAUUUAAAGCAAACUGUGGAGUGCCUGGCAGGAGACAAAAAUAUUAUCAGGAAGAUGCAUCAGAAAGAGAAAGCCUGUUAGGAGAUGCAAAGAAAACUAGAGUUGUUGGUGACCGAGGACAUGAUGCAAAGGAAGGCAAUAUACCAAGCUCACCAAUUCCUGUUGCUGGACAAGUGUUCCAUGAUUCCUGUGGGAAAGACUUUUAUUACAUGUCAGCACGAUCUUUAAAAAAGAGCCCAGUGCCUACUUUUGGUUUUUGGUCGGUACAUUCACAUGAUGAUGGAAGGGUACCUCCCAUCGAUGGAAAUCAGCAAUCUGCACAGUCUGCACCAUCUAAUUUGGAUACUAAAAAUAUGUUUUCAAUUGUACCAUCAGUUGCAUUUUUCUUUGGUAUAUGUGUUAUUCGCUCUUGCAUCAGUAAUAUGCACACUGCAUCAUCACCUGGUGGAAUGGUUAUACUAGUUGGCCGAAAGUUGUUGCAGGACAAGGUUCAGGAUGAUGGAAGUAGUGGUGUUGGAACAUUACUUGGCUGGGCAAUGGCAGCAAUCUAUAUGGGGGGAAGGCUUCCUCAGAUAUGUUUAAAUAUUAGAAGGGGGAACGUGAAGGCAGGGCUUUAUUUUUAUGAUGCUUUGAGUAGCUUACACUAACACUAGCAACCUAAAAAAAUGAUAUUUCAUAAAUGAUGGUCAAUUGUGAAAUUUACUUUAAAUGCUUGGAGUAAUUUCUUGAGCAUUUGGUGUGUAAACUUUGGUUACUUUUACAGGGCCUUAACCCACUGAUGUUUAUAUUUGCACUGACUGGAAAUGCAACCUACGUGGGAAGUAUCCUUGUAAAUAGCUUGGAAUGGUCUAAAAUCAAGCCCAAUCUCCCAUGGCUAGUUGAUGCUGGUGGAUGUGUCAUACUGGAUGCUUUUAUUCUCAUCCAGUUUGCCUAUUUUCAUAUUCAAGAAAGCAACAAGUGUGAAUCUGAAGAUAAUCCAGUUUAGUGGAGAUGAAUAGUAGUUUCAGAGAUUCCAGAGAUGAAACUUUCUCAGGAACUAGAGCUGGCAAGGUGAAUACGCAGGGGUGGACUGUGGUCACUUUUCUGCGCCAUGUAAUUUGGAAGUCGAUAAUCACAUCAGAUUAAUACGAUUCCAGGUGUAUGCGGAGCUGGUAAUCGAACUGUUAGCCCUGACGUCUGAGGUCAUUUGUCCAUUUAUGCUAACUGCUCUACUCUUGUUAUCGUCACUCUUUGGCUGAGGCUUGAAUUUUAAGCUGCUUUUUUUUUGUGACUCAAAAAUAUUUGGAUUCUUGACAUGGUGACAGUAUUCUGAUCUUGGUUGGUUGCAGUAAGGAGUGGCUAAUGUACGUUCUUUAUGCAGUAUUAGAGGAAU
Molecule: messenger RNA, 1956 nt
Organism: Musa acuminata AAA Group (dessert banana)
Lineage: Eukaryota; Viridiplantae; Streptophyta; Magnoliopsida; Zingiberales; Musaceae
Exons: 13
Coding region: 212-1231 (339 amino acids)
Cellular component (GO): membrane
Source: RefSeq, a predicted model, not a curated record